Messenger RNA from Populus trichocarpa (black cottonwood), 915 nucleotides. RefSeq lists its product as uncharacterized. The record is from RefSeq and is a predicted model, not a curated record. The transcript has 5 exons. The coding region runs from base 358 to 570 and encodes 70 amino acids. Gene Ontology annotation, biological process: intracellular transport; protein secretion. Lineage: Eukaryota; Viridiplantae; Streptophyta; Magnoliopsida; Malpighiales; Salicaceae.
UUUUUUUUUUAAAUAUGUUGCUUUACCAUUUUUUGAAAACAAAAAAACUCCAUUCACUUACUGAACUGAUAUUUCUGCUGCUGAUAGCCCGUUACAACACCUUUUGGCUUUGAAUUGAAGCAAGAAAAGCGGUUCCUCGCGGUUUCUUAUUAACGACUUUUCUGAAGAUCCAUAAUCUGGAAAAUUUGCUGCAUGGUAAUCCUAACUCAAGUUUCUCUGUCGCAAAGCCCUAAUCUAAUCUGCCCAAACAUUGAUGCUCUUCGUUCAUUGAUUUAGUUUGCUAGGCAGCUGCACUGUAACUUUUAGAUUUGAAGGAAGAGAAGCCAUCAGCGUCGGUUCAAAAAUAAGAAGCAAGACAUGUCUGCACUGUUCAAUUUCCAUUCGUUUCUGACAGUGGUGCUGUUGGGGAUUUGUACAUGCACAUUUGUGAAGAUGCACUUUCCAGCAAUCCUUGAACAGAGAAAUGGAUUUCGUGGUUUCUUUUGGAAGGCAGCUAGAAUAGGUGAACGUUUGAGCCCCUGGGUUGCUGUAGGAUGCUUCACGAUGGGCGUGUCGAUAAUCUUUUUCUGAGAUAGAAAUUUGUUGCCUCUGUAUGUGGAAGUUUUCCUCGUGCAAGGUGUUGAUGACAUCCUUGGACCUGCCUGUAUGCUGCUUAACCGAGCUUGUCACCAUGCACAGCAGUAUGCUAUAGCAACAACUCUAUCAUUAUUUCUUUAUUUUUUCUGCCAUGGAUCAUAUCAGUUGAAUAUGCUCCUCAUUUUCUUUAUUUUUUUUUUGUCUGCAAUGGAUUUUAUCUUGUUUUAAUCCAAGAAAUAUGGCGUGGAAAUUGAACAGAGUAGAAGGUUUGAGGUGACAAUUUGGAAAGUAUUAAGUAUUUUCACAAUUUAAAUAUUUGCGGUGAAAUUUUUUGCUGCA